CCCAACAAGAAUACGUAUGUCCUAGACUUGUAGAAAGAUGAUAUAUACAUAUAAAAAGAAGCAUACGUUUGUUGUACUAGACGUCAACACAAAAUAACUUGUUAUAUUUCUGUUGUACUAACAGCAAUAUUUCAUACAUUUCAAACGGAAAAAGAGAGAUUGAUGUGAUCAGUGUUAUUGCUUUUAGAAAACUAUUGAAGGUUCAACGAGUUCUAAGUAAAGUCGAAUUCUUGUAAUAAUCCUUGUUCCAACGGGCAAACAUGCAGCUGUUAAAAGCUAUUGACGCCGUUUGACCUAUUUUUCUUCUUAUUUAUUUUAUUUAAUGUUUUCUUCCUCACUUGUUUUUUUCUAUUCUUUAUUCAUCUAAACUUAUGUAGCAAAAAAAACGCUUAUGUCUUCUCUCAUUGCAAGAAUAUACGUUUUAAAAGAAUAAUAUUAGCUGUUGCUCAAAAAAAAAAAUAUUAGCUUCAAACGCUUCCUGUCACGUGAAUUUUGAUUUCCGAUCUAUGUUUUCAAAAUAGAUCAUUAGAUUAAAGGUCUCAAUAUUAUUAUUUUUAAGCUAAUCACUUUUUCGCUUGAUUGCUAACAAAUUAAUUAAUGUAAUAAUAAUAUCCAAUAUAUGACCUUGACCAAGACAUAUGUCCUAGAGUAGUAUUAACGGCGUCAGCUGCCGUUAAUCCCAUUUACCAAAAUAUAUACCACAAGGGAAUCUCUUCUCCUCUCUCUAUCUCUCUCACCAUUCAAUCACUCCCAUUCAUUUUUCAAAAUCUCUUUUUUCCCACUCUCUCUCUCCCUCUCUCUAGCUUGAAGAACAAGAUUGGUAUAUUUGUUACAACGGGCUGAUUUAUCAAUAUAUUUCACAAAUAAAGAAGAAGAAGAAGAAGAAGGGUGAUAUCUCGAAGAAAAUGGGGAAGAAAGAGCAGAAAGAUCAUCAUUCAACAGUAGAAAGCGACGACAAAGUCGAAGCUGUUCUGCAUCUCCUUCGUAAACAUUCUCCUCUCACUCUUAAACAGGAGAAGUUCUGUAACAGAGGUUGUGUCAGUAGAUUCUUGAGAACAAAAGGAGACAAUGUGAAGAAAGCAGCUAAACAGUUAAGGUCAUGCCUUUCAUGGAGAUCCUCUCUUGGCAUCGAGAGCUUGAUCGCCGAUGAGUUCACGGCGGAGCUAGCUGAAGGUCUUGCCUAUGUCGCCGGUCUUGACGACGAGUGUAGACCCGUUUUGGUUUUCCGCAUUAAACAAGACUAUCAGAAGCUACACACGCAGAAACAGUUGGCUCGUUUGGUAGUAUUUACAUUGGAGGUGGCAAUCUCAACCAUGUCCAGGAACGUCGAAGAAUUUGUCAUCCUUUUCGAUGCUAGCUUCUUCAAAUCAGCAUCAGCCUUCAUGAACAUACUUGUGACUACACUCAAAAUAGUCGCAGAGUAUUAUCCCUGUCGCCUUUUUAAAGCUUUUGUCAUCGACCCUCCUUCUCUUUUCUCGUACCUUUGGAAGGGUAUUCGUUCAUUCCUGGAUCUUUCAACGGCCACGACGAUUGUAUCCAUGCAGAAUUUCCAAAACUCGUUUGACUACGACGACGACUUCUCUUCUUCUUACCCCUCACGAGUCUCCUCCCUCCGUUUCGACACGUCAUCGAUAAAAUCAACGGACAAGAUCGGCUCCUGCGCAUCCUCUAGGUUCGCCUUCACCGUAUCUCGCGACGGUCUCGACACGGUCAAACCUUGGUGCCUCACGCUGACCGACACGUCAUCAUCUAAGCUAGGACACACAGGCGCGUACCUCUCGCCGCUAAACGCGCGCUCUUUCUCCUUCGCGUCACCCGCGGCUAGGCGCGAGCCUCUGGCUGGGGCCAGGAGAAGCUUCUUCGCUUCGACGCCGAUGCCAGCUAGGACGACCGACCGUCACUCUGUCGGAGGAACCCUCCGCGACCCGCGGGUACCUCGCCCGUCUUUCUUCCAGUCUCCGGCGGUGUUUUUCCGGCGAGAGACACACGUCAGCAAAACUGAGAAGCCGCGAAGAGAUUCGUUCGUUCCUUUCCUCAAGUUCUAUCGUAGACCGUACGAUGAGAUGACUUAUAGGUCAAAGAUGCGGCCCCCACUCGGUGGUCUCGUCUCCAUAGUUUCUACUCAGAUUAGACGCCGGCACGUGUCUUUGUCUCAACGGUUCUAGCUUAUGAAGCUAUACACUCCAUUCACCCUCUUGAAGAAGUACGUAACAGUAUAUAACUUUUGUUGCCAUUUUGUUAUAAAAGUUCUCCAUUAUUAUCGUUGACUCUUGUUUCUAUCGUGUUAGUUCGUCACAUGUAUUUUUAAUAAUUUUAUUGAUCAAUUGUUUAUGAUUUAUUCAGCAAUUUUCUUAUGGUUUGAUUUCAAUUGUCUA
This is a messenger RNA of Raphanus sativus (radish), 2375 nucleotides long. Its product is annotated as SEC14 cytosolic factor-like. The coding region runs from base 906 to 2165 and encodes 419 amino acids. The record is from RefSeq and is a predicted model, not a curated record. Lineage: Eukaryota; Viridiplantae; Streptophyta; Magnoliopsida; Brassicales; Brassicaceae. The transcript has 8 exons.